This is a messenger RNA of Penaeus monodon (black tiger shrimp), 1456 nucleotides long. RefSeq lists its product as uncharacterized. NCBI's taxonomy places the organism in Eukaryota, Metazoa, Arthropoda, Malacostraca, Decapoda, Penaeidae. The coding region runs from base 53 to 1456 and encodes 467 amino acids. The transcript is spliced from 4 exons. The record is from RefSeq and is a predicted model, not a curated record.
GCUGUCGAUCCGUUUAGGCCUCUGUUGUGUCCUGGAAUUGAGUCUGUCCAAAAUGCGAGCCGCCGUCGCCAUGCUCGCCGUGGCCGCCGGGUGCGCCGCCCUCCCGUCCUACAAGGGCGCCCCCAGGCUGCCUCAGCUCGCCUCGGGACAGACCCUCUCCUUCCAGUCCAGCUCGGCGGCCUCGAGUUCCGCCUCGUCCUCGAGCCACGACUCCUCCUCGAGCAGUUUCUCCUCCUCGGCCUCGGGAGUCAACUUCAACAACGAGGCGUCCAGCUCCGCCUCGGCGGCAGCGAGUAGCUCCUCCUCCUCGUCGCUGUCCGGGUCCAUAACCGGCGGAGAUACCAGUGCCAUCUCUGCCUCCAGGGAUUCCCUUGCGUCCUCCUCUGGCGGUCGAGAAACUGGGUCUGCUGAUAGGACGCUCGCAUCCUCAGGUGGCACUCACUCUGACACUCUGGGAUCCUCAAGUGGCUUCUUAUCUGGCGUCCAGGGAUCCUCAACUGGCACUCAGGGAUCCUCGACUGGCUUCCACUCUUUGGGAUCCUCCUCUAGCACUGAGGAAUCCGUAACUGGCUUCCACUCAGGAUCUCUGGAAUCCUCUUCAGGCACUCAAGGAUCCUCAUUCGGCUUCCAGUCUGGCACUCAGGGAUCCACCUCUGGCUUCCAGUCUGGCACUCAGGGAGCCUCCUCUGGCUUCCAGUUUGGCACUCAGGGAUCCACCUCUGGCUUCCAGUCUGGCACUCAGGGAUCCACCUCUGGCUUCCAGUCUGGCACUCAAGGAGCCUCCUCUGGCUUCCAGUCUGGCACUCAAGGAGCCUCCUCUGGCUUCCAGUCUGGCACUCAAGGAGCCUCCUCUGGCUUCCAGUCUGGCACUCAAGGAGCCUCCUCUGGCUUCCAGUCUGGCACUCAGGGAGCCUCAAGUGGCUUCCAGUCUGGCACUCAAGGAUUCUCCUCUGGCACUCAGGGAUUCUCCUCUGGCACUCAAGGAUUCUCCUCUGGCACUCAGGGAAGCUCCGUUGAAUUCGGUUCUUCCGAAUUUCCCUCAGAAUCUCUAGGCCCUACCACUGGCUCUCAAGGACCCUCACCAGGAACCCAGUCGGGCGAUCUCGGGGCUUCAUCCGCGUCGGGCGUCAAGGGGUCCUCCUUCGCCUUCCAAGGGAGCUUCAAGGGAUCGGAUCUCAUCUCAGGAAUCGAAGCCUCCGACGGACGCGGACACACACACACACAGGAGGCCAUUUCGCAAAGCUAUGGCCGUCCCGCACUAGAAGCUUCAUUUCGUGUUGUGGCAAAGGCACUGAGGCUGUGGUGUAUAAGGGGGACAAGUGUGAUGGACAUGGGGUCGCUUGGUUCGCGCGGGAGGCCCAGCAAAAGUAUGCGCAAUGUAAAAACUUGCCUAUUAACUUCUGAAAACCAGAGUAUGCAAUGUUCAGAGAAGAAUCCCUGGAAAGCCCGAGUGUGA